CUUCAUACAACUCACAUUGAAAAUGAGAGCCAAGUGGAGAAAGAAGCGCACUAGGCGCUUGAAGCGUAAGCGCCGCAAGACUCGUGCCCGAUCCAUGUGGUGGAAAGUUUUGGAGGAAGCAGGAUCGGUCAACAAUGCAAUGUCGAUUUGUUCAUUGAGGGUUUAUGAACCAAUACGUCAUGGGAAAGAAGCUGCCUCUGAUGCUAAAUGCCUUUAUGACUACCAACCCGAUAGGAAUGAAUAA
Molecule: messenger RNA, 244 nt
Organism: Botrytis fragariae
Lineage: Eukaryota; Fungi; Ascomycota; Leotiomycetes; Helotiales; Sclerotiniaceae
Exons: 3
Coding region: 23-244 (73 amino acids)
Biological process (GO): translation
Cellular component (GO): ribosome
Molecular function (GO): structural constituent of ribosome
Source: RefSeq, a predicted model, not a curated record